CGAAUCCCCUCAGGGUUGGAACCAUGGCGGUGGCCAAGGAGCUCUUACAGAUGGACCUGUAUGCGCUGCUAGGUAUCGAGGAGAAAGCGGCGGACAAAGAGGUGAAGAAGGCCUAUAGGCAGAAGGCCCUUUCCUGCCACCCAGACAAAAACCCGGAUAAUCCCAGAGCAGCUGAGCUCUUCCACCAGCUUUCUCAGGCCUUGGAGGUACUGACCGAUGCUGCAGCCAGGGCUGCAUACGACAAGGUCAGGAAAGCCAAGAAGCAGGCAGCGGAGAGGACCCAGAAACUUGAUGAGAGAAGGAAGAAAGUGAAGCUUGACCUGGAGGCCCGAGAGCGGCAGGCCCAGGCCCACGGCAGUGAGGAGGAGGAGGAAAGCAGGAGCACCAGGACACUGGAGCAGGAGAUCGAACGCCUUCGAGAAGAGGGCUCCCGGCAGCUGGAGGAGCAGCAGAAGCUGAUCCAGGAGCAGAUACGCCAGGAGUGGGAGCAGAGGUUGAGAGGAAAGUCAGAAAGUCCUGAAGGCAGAGGAACCCCUAAGCUAAAGCUAAAAUGGAAGUGCAAGAAGGAAGAUGAGUCAAAAGGCGGCUACUCCAGAGAUGUUCUCUUACAGCUUUUCCAGAAGUAUGGAGAGGUGCUUAACCUGGUGCUUUCUAGUAAGAAGGCCGGCACUGCUGUGGUAGAGUUCGCAACCAUCAAGGCUGCGGAGCUGGCUGUCCAGAAUGAAGUGGGCCUGGUUGAUAACCCUCUGAAGAUUUCCUGGUUGGAGGGACGACCCCAGGGUGGGAGGGACCCCAGCCACUCAGGACUGUCACAGCUGGCUGGGAGUGUGGCCCAGGACCUGGACAGAGGAGAAAGAUGAACGGGUAGGAGCCCUUCCUUAGAGACCUCAUUCCCCACUGUUAAGUUCCAGCAUUUCACAGCCCCAGAGGACACUCCAUAGGCCAUGUUACAAAGGACUUUAUUCAUUUUCUCCUGCAUCCAGAGGGGAGCCUUUGAACUCCGCAAGUCCACACAGAGGAGGGAAGAGGGAGGCUGUCGGUAUGGGUAUGGAAGCCGUGUGCGUCGAAGCUUCCUCUCCCUCUCUGCCAGGCUUGGAGAGGCCUGUAGUGUCAGAACCACGUGGCCAGCCAGUCUGAGUUCUGGUUGCAAGUCUUCUGGCCAGGCCAUGAGACGGGGGCAGUAGCACAGCCCUUGGCCUUGACCAGUGGGCUGGCCCUGGGUAGCAGGCCCCCAUCGUCAGGGGGCUUGGGCAAGGCAGAGCUCCUCAAUCCUGGUGGAGGAUUCUAGAGACCUGCUGAGCUGCUUCACAGUAACAGCCACAGGCUUCGUGUCCAUUCCCGAUCCAGUUCUCCUAUGCUCUUGGGGCAGAAAGGGAAAUCUGCCACUGUUCCCGCUACAUUUCCCAAGGGUUCCCAUCACUAAAAUUCUGGGAACUGCCCCAAGCACCCCUUUGCAGGCUGUGCCUGUGCCUUUGGCUGCCAUUCCCUAUAGCCUUCUUCCUUGGGCACCAGGCGUGCUCUGGACAGCUGCCUUGGCGGCUUGUCUUGUCCCUUUUUGGCAAGUGAUUUGUUUGCCCUUCCCCCUGAGUUGUACUGUGCACCUCUACCUGCCUCUCUUUUUUUACUCUGCCAGUCCCUCCCCUUCCCUGCAGGUCCUGUUUGUCCCCUUACCCCACUGCGCACUCAUGGCUCCAGGCCAUGGCCUAGACCCAAGCUGCCUGCUAGGGCUUUCUCCAGGGAUGUUCAUGUUCAGCCAGCACUGUCCAAAGUGGUAGCCAUUCAUUACGUGUGGCUGCUGAACAUUUGAAAUGUGGCUAGUGCAGCCAUGGAACUAAAUUCUUAAUUUUACUUAAUUUCAAUUUGAACAGCCACACAUAGUUAGUGGGUGGGACCCAUUUUGCCUUGCCCUAUCCUGUGAUGCCUCUCUGUUAACAGUGGGUUCUGAGGGGCCGGUGCAGGACACCUGUCUGACCCGCGCAGUCUGCAUGUCCUCCACUCCCCUGGACUCACCCCUUGUGCUGUCCUCCCCCUCUGCUGGCCUCCGCCCGGUCCCUGUGGUUACAGGCGUGGCCUCCCUUGCCCAGCCCAGCCAACUGCCUUCAGGGCUUCUGCCACCAAGUGCCCCCUCACAGCACUUCCAGCUUGCCUCUGUGCCUCCGCUCCCCGGUGAUGUGGAGGACUUCAGGACCUGGAGGGCAGGCACGACCCUGGAUUUCUCUCCCUAAUUCUCCUGAAUCUGCAGCUGUACCCUCCUUCCCGGCUUCCGGCUCUUCCAGUGACCCCACCUCUGCCCACCCGCACCCCAUUCAGAAGCUAGGUUCGCUCGGAAAUUGCUCCCUCAGCAUCUGUAGAACUUCCUCAAGAAGUGAAAUCCCCAGGUCCACUUUGAAGGAGAAGAAGGGAUCACUGAGGUCUGGAGCAGGUGUCUCCUGGAAGGGGGGAGUGUCCAGAAGGUCAUUGUCAGAGUAGUGGUGGAGGGCGCCUGCCAGGGAGAGCGCAGAAGGCAGGGUGGCCGA
Molecule: messenger RNA, 2516 nt
Organism: Neogale vison (American mink)
Lineage: Eukaryota; Metazoa; Chordata; Mammalia; Carnivora; Mustelidae
Gene: DNAJC17
Product: DnaJ heat shock protein family (Hsp40) member C17
Exons: 11
Coding region: 24-860 (278 amino acids)
Biological process (GO): spliceosomal complex disassembly
Cellular component (GO): spliceosomal complex
Molecular function (GO): RNA binding
Source: RefSeq, a predicted model, not a curated record